AUGGCUCCCAAGAAGGACUCUAAGACCAAGGUCCGGGUUCAGCCCGUUCCAGAGAAACGUGGCUAUGAAUUUGGAGGACCUCUCGGUGCGUUUGGGAUCGUGUUCGGUCUGCCCGUGCUGGUUUACAGCUUCACCUUCCUGUGUAACGAUGUCUCCGGCUGCCCGGCUCCUUCGCUACUACACCCCUCUACCGUGACGCUUGACCAAUUGAAGGCAGAGGUUGGCUGGCCCAAGGGAGGGUUUGCGGACUUCUACGAUACAAGCGUGACACUUUGGGUGCUGGGCUACUAUCUGCUUAGCUUGGCCAUGUACGUGUUCCUGCCUGGCCAGGAGGUCGAGGGCACCGAAUUGGCAUGUGGAGGAAGAUUGCCCUACAAGUUCAACGCUUUUCUGUCGGCCGUCCUGAUCCUCUCCGGCUGUGCGACGGGCACCUACGUCUAUGGCGCGGACUUUGCUGUCUGGACCUUCCUCUGGGACAAUUACUUGCAGGUUAUCACCGCCAAUCUGGUGAUUUGCACUGUCAUCGCCAUCUUCGUCUAUGCGAAGAGCUUCACCGUUCCGGCUCCCGGGCAGCCCAACCCCGAGCUCCGCCAGCUAGCUCCGGGUGGUCACACUGGCAACGCGUUGUAUGAUUUCUUCAUUGGCAGAGAGCUGAACCCCCGGGUACGCCUGCCGAUUCCCUUUGUCAGUGAAGCUUCGCGCACGAUCGACAUUAAGUCCUGGCUCGAAAUGCGCCCCGGCUUGCUGGGGUGGAUCAUCCUGAACCUGUCAAACAUUGCCCGCCAGUACCGCACCUACGGCUACAUCACGGACUCGAUCGUCAUCUCGACUGCUUUCCAGGCGUUCUAUGUCCUGGACGGCCUGUACAUGGAGCCUGCCCUGCUGACUACAAUGGACAUCAUCAUGGACGGCUUCGGAUUCAUGCUCUCGUUUGGCGACCUCGUCUGGGUGCCGUUUAUCUACAACUUCCAGACCCGCUACCUGGCCGUCUUCCCGUACGAGCUGGGCUUCAAUGGCAUCCUGCUCGUUCUGGCUGUCACUGCCGUUGGCUACUCGAUCUUCCGGGGUGCCAACAACCAGAAGAACCGGUUCCGCACCAACCCGAACGACCCCCGCGUCAAGCACCUCAAGUACAUCCAGACGGCCAGCGGCUCCAAGCUGAUCACGUCUGGCUGGUGGGGAAGCGCCCGCCACAUCAACUAUCUGGGCGACUGGGUCAUGUCGUGGUCGUACUGUCUGCCUACGGGCAUUGCCGGCUAUGCUAUUAUCCAGAGCAUCAACCCGGCCACCGGGGACCUGCAGAAGCAGGCUGUGCAGACCCCCGAGAGCCGGGGCUGGGGAAUGAUCUUCACGUACUUCUUCCUGGUGUACUUUGGCACGCUGCUGAUCCAUCGCGAGCAGCGCGACGAGGAGAAGUGCAAGCGCAAGUACGGUGCCGACUGGGACCGGUAUACGUCGUUGGUCCGGAGCCGGAUCAUUCCUGGCAUUUACUGA
Aspergillus luchuensis is the source of this 1494-nucleotide messenger RNA. It is a transcript of the gene erg24B, whose product is annotated as c-14 sterol reductase. Lineage: Eukaryota; Fungi; Ascomycota; Eurotiomycetes; Eurotiales; Aspergillaceae. The record is from RefSeq and is a predicted model, not a curated record. Gene Ontology annotation, biological process: ergosterol biosynthetic process. The coding region runs from base 1 to 1494 and encodes 497 amino acids. Gene Ontology annotation, cellular component: endoplasmic reticulum membrane. The transcript is spliced from 3 exons. Gene Ontology annotation, molecular function: Delta14-sterol reductase activity.